AAACACAUAAGAAUCUCUCUAUGGUUCUUCUUCUCAAGAACUUCAACAGAAAGAAGAAAAAACAGAGUCUCUCUCACAUUCUCUGAUAUUCAAUGGCAAAAUCCAAGAACAAUGCAAAGAAGUUAUCAUACAUAUCAGUUCCAUCACAAAUCAUAAACUCUAUAUCAUCUUCUUCUCUUCAAUCUCUCAUUGAUUCUCCAAAGAAGUCUUCAAAAACUACCAUCUUCACCAGAAAAUCAACACUCUGGUUUCUUGCUCUGUUUCUUGUUGGUUUCUUUGGUAUGUUCAAGUUUGGUUUCAACCCUGAUACCCCAUUUCCUCAAAAACCAUGUUCCACAACUCUGCAGAAGUUCUCAAUAUCAAAUCAUCAUUCAUUUUCCAAACUUGGUUUUGGUAGUGUUCUCUUGCAGAAAGAGAGAAAAACAUCUUUGAAGAAUGAUCAUAAUGAUGAGUUUUUGCAACAUGGUAGUGAGUUUUUGGUUUCUCAUGUGCAACUUCAAGCAAAAGGGUCUAGUGAGUUUUGGAAGAAACCAAAUGGUUUGGGAUAUAAACCUUGUUUGAGUUUUAGUAAUGAUUAUAGGAGACAAAGUGAAAGGGUUUUGAAGGAUAGAAGAAAGUAUCUUAUGGUUGUUGUUUCUGGUGGGAUGAAUCAACAGAGGAAUCAGAUUGUUGAUGCUGUUGUUAUUGCUAGGAUUCUUGGUGCUGCUUUGGUUGUUCCUGUUUUGCAAGUCAAUGUUAUUUGGGGUGAUGAAAGUGAAUUUGGUGACAUAUUUGAUCUAGAACACUUCAAAAGAGUCCUUGCAAAUGAUGUGAGAGUGGUUUCAGCAUUGCCAUCAACACACAUAAUGACAAGGCCAGUAGAAGGAAGACCUCCACUUCAUGCCACUCCGAGUUGGAUCCGUGCAAGAUAUCUCAGAAGACUCAAUAGAGAAGGUGUUUUGCUUUUACGUGGCUUGGACUCGAGGCUUUCAAAGGAUCUUCCUUCUGAUCUUCAGAAGCUUCGUUGCAAGGUUGCUUUUAAUGCAUUAAGAUUUGCUGAGCCAAUUGAGGAACUUGGUAACAAGAUCGCAGAUAGAAUGAAAAGCAAAGGACCUUACCUUGCUCUUCAUUUAAGAAUGGAAAAAGAUGUAUGGGUGAGGACUGGUUGUCUCCCUGGUCUAACUCCUGAGUAUGAUGAGGUUAUUAACAAUGAGAGAAUACAAAGACCGGAACUCUUGACUGCGAGAUCAAACAUGACUUACCAUCAAAGAAAAAUGGCUGGACUUUGUCCUUUGAAUGUUAUGGAAGUUAUGAGGCUAUUGAAAGCUCUAGGAGCUCCAAAAGAUGCAAGAAUUUAUUGGGCAGGAGGGAAACCAUUGGGUGGAAAAGAAGCCUUACUUCCAUUAAUCCAAGAGUUUCCUAAUUUUUACAAUAAGGAAGAUCUUGCCUUGCCAGGAGAGUUACAACCAUUUGUAAGGAAAGCUUCUUUAAUGGCUGCCAUAGAUUACAUAGUCUCUGAGAAGAGUGAUGUUUUCAUGCCAUCUCAUGGAGGAAAUAUGGGCCGUGCAAUUCAGGGUCACAGGGCAUUUACUGGACACAAGAAGUAUAUAACUCCAAACAAGAGACACAUGCUUCCUUAUUUUCUAAAUUCUUCACUCUCUGAAGAAGAGUUCAACAGGAUUAUCAAGGAACUGCAUCAAGACUCAUUAGGGCAGCCAGAGCUAAGGACUAACAAAAAUGGGAGAGAUGUUACCAAGUAUCCUGUCCCUGAGUGCAUGUGCAAUGACUCACAUGCUCAAUCCUGAUUUACACAUUCACACAAGAAUCUGGUAUAUGAAAGUUACCCUACCACUUUGGAUGGUUGUUUCAUUUUUUGAUCCCUUUGAAAGUACUUCAAGCUCAUUUCAGGGGGAAACUAUGAGAGUUCAUAGCACAUAUGUAGCAUCGACACUUCUAAUUGAAGACAUGUUUGGUGUACGAGACCGACAUGACACCGGUACAAUUUAUUACAUCUAAUCACCUUUAUUUUGGUGCCUACGUGUCAGUGUCGUGUCUAGUGUCCGAGACCGGCAUCGACCCUUCUAAUAUCUAUUGGGGUCUACGUGUAUCUGGUGUCCGUAUUUGUGUCAAUGCUUCAUAGUAGCACCAUUCUUUUACACAUACAUCCCUGCAGGUGUACUCCCAUCAAUACUUAGUUAGGUUUGAUAGCUAUAUGGAAAUGUAGUUUAUACAACAGAUCAUUGUUUUUUUUAUUCUUUAUACAAAGUGAUUGUAUAGGAUACAUGUUCUCUUCUCUUUUUUUUGUGUAAUUCUUGUUAUUUCAUUAUUAUGAAUACUUGUGAAUAUUUGUAUAAAUUAAAAUAUUUUUAUUAUAGUCAUUUGGUAUUGUAAGACAAGUUAGAUGAAAAAUAUUGUAAAAGUUCUGAUGGUGGUUUCAGAAAGGUUGAAAAUGUGCUGCAUUUUAUGAUAAA
Molecule: messenger RNA, 2450 nt
Organism: Medicago truncatula (barrel medic)
Lineage: Eukaryota; Viridiplantae; Streptophyta; Magnoliopsida; Fabales; Fabaceae
Product: O-fucosyltransferase 20
Exons: 6
Coding region: 93-1784 (563 amino acids)
Cellular component (GO): cytoplasm
Source: RefSeq, a predicted model, not a curated record